Diaporthe batatas is the source of this 5198-nucleotide messenger RNA. RefSeq lists its product as uncharacterized. The record is from RefSeq and is a predicted model, not a curated record. The transcript has 2 exons. Lineage: Eukaryota; Fungi; Ascomycota; Sordariomycetes; Diaporthales; Diaporthaceae. Bases 158 to 4957 code for a protein of 1599 amino acids.
CACGCUCUUGUCUGCGCUCGUGCCCACGCCCACGUCCACUUCCACGUCCAUUCGCACCGUCUCCGUGGAAACAAACGCGUCAUAAUUGCGAAGCCACCGAGACCCCUUCUUUAUUUGCUAUCUUUUCCCUCCCGUCGACCUUCCAAAUGCGCAUUGCAUGUCGAGACAUCGCCGGCGAUCAUAUCGAGAUUUCGCCGAAAUGUCGGGCUUCGAAAUCGAGUUACCCUCGUCGCCCGACCCUUUGGGCGACGAGUCGAUAGUCAUCCCGCCCGGGUCCGCCGCGCCACCUCCUCCGUCCACCACGCGUCGCCCUUUUCAGAGCGCUGCCUCGUCUCGAUUCUCUGCCAUCCCAGGAACCUCGCCUAGGAAGCGCAUGUUCGCCCUCGAUGUUGGCAACGAGAUCACCCCUCAGACAAUCUACGUCACCGUCGAGGCGGGCCCGGAUGGCAAUCCCAUAACAAAGCCUGGCCGUGGCAGUGUCGGAGGCCCCAACGUGAGGCGACGUUUGUUUGGGUCACCCACCCCCCAGCCGAGCCCGCGUCGGGCACCGCGAACCACCACAACCACCGUGCCACUCAGAGGCUUGACCGACGAUGAAGCCGACCCAACCCCACGACGGCGCAGGCGGUCGUCUGUACGACCAGGCACGCCAGCGACGGCAGCCGCCAAGAGGAAGAAGAAAGGAACACCAACACCCAAGCGGGGAAGACCACGAGGCACAUCCGUUGCCAGCACAUCCGUGGCCAGCAGUGAUGCCCUGCAAUCAGAAGCACCCGCCACGGUGGAAAAACCAACACCCAGGAGAGGAAGGCCGCCCAAGCGCAAGGCGGAGAUCGCGCCAUCGGAUGAGGGCAGCCCCGCCCCGUCAGAGGCUUCAAAAACUAAGAAACCGGGUCGGAAACGUCAAAAGUCUAUCCAGGCGGAUGACACCGACGAGCUUACCGCCGCUGGCAUCGACAUAGCUCCACCUGAGAGCUACAGUAGACACUCUCCGCAACCUAUAAAUGACAACAUCGAGCAAGCUUCGCCAGGGGAAGUCAAUGAGGAUGGAGCUGCUGCAGGCCCGGAAGAGGCUGACGAGGAGGACCCUUUUCUGGCCCAGUUAUCAGACCCGCCCAGCGAUGCGCGCCCUUCUUCAACUGUAGAACAGGCGAUAGACUGCUUCGAGCCCUUUGAUGAAGGCCAAUUCGAGGAGCAAAAUCAGCAUCUGGGAGACGAGGGUCCGCUCCCAGCCCAGUCGGAUGACUACGCUCCCAUGAUGGACUUCGACGACAGGAGCGAUGUGAACUCACUUCAUGACGGACCUGCACCUUUCAACGCACUGGAACAACGCAUGACACUGGAGCUGGAAGAUCAAGGGCCUCUGCCCGGCGAGUCAGAUGAUUAUGCACCCAUGAUGGACCGUGAUGAUGAGAGCGAUUUACAAUCGCACCAUAGCGAAGCGACUCCCAAGGCACCGCAAAACAUUAGACAGGAACCCCUGGAGCUUGAGGAUCAAGGACGUCUACCAGGAGAGUCGGACGACUACCCUCCAAUGAUGGACGUCGAUGAUGGAAGUGAGGCCGAGUCACAUCACAGCUUCCGACCAGCCAGGAGUGAAGACGCUACAGACAAUACGGUAGACCCUGACACAUUCACCAUGAUUGGUAUUGAGACGAUGCCCUCAUUCCAAGGUAACAGGGGCGCGCCGACAUCGGAUCUUCCCGAGAUAGGGGAGGCGACAAGCCUGCUCAUCAACAAGACGCUGGAGUCACUGGGAUAUAUGGAUGCGACAGACGAAGAGAACGAUGACAUCGACUUGCUUGGAUCGCGGGAGCAGACACCACUUGAGGCUCCGGCAGGCACUGUGCAUAACGGCUCAACUGAAAAGAAACAGAGUCUUCCCAAGGACAGCAGCCCUAUUCGAGAGCCGCGAGCGAGACGGACUGCUGGAACCUCACAAACUCCGAGGGCUGUUGAUUCACUCGAGCACAUCGAAAUGGUAUCCUUGCAAGAGAACACACGAUCCACAGCUCAGCCGAUCCGUUACAACAAUGCCGACGGGGUGAGCUCGGACGAGCUGGAUGCUGACGAUGAUUCCUUCUCCGACAUCCCAGAAGAAGUCUUCGCUGCUGUGGACCCUGAAGAGGUGCCACAAUCUACAAGUCCCAGCGAGGAUGAACUUAGCAUGGCCGUCAUAGCUGCCCGGAAACCGGCUCCGGAGUCGGUCCACAGUCAAGAAACCAUCCCAGCCGACUCACAGGACAACGAAAUUUCCGAGAACCCUCAGUCCCCGCGCGACCAUCCUGAGCCCAGCCGUGCCGAGGAUGACAACUUCCUCCAGCACUCUGCCUCACGCAUCGCCCAGUCCGGGAGACAACCUAGCCAGUCCACGCAGAAGGAUGAGCCGAUUUCUUCCAGCAACCAAAGCAUUCCCGCGACGAAUCAGCCUCAUGAAGAGCAGAACGUGUUUGUCAACAGUGACGAAGAGAUAGGAUCUUCCCCACCAGAAAUCACAGCCUUCGACCGAGAAGAGGUACAACCAAUGCAAGACUCGCGCCGAAGCUCAGACACACCUACCAACCGACCGCCUUCGAUUCAUCUGCAGCCCGUGCAAGCUAGGGAGCCGAAUGUUGCAGCUUUCCCGUCCCACUCAGUGGGCUCUCGGCCAUUCCUCUCCCCGAUCGUGCGCGUCGGGGAGAGACUGCAAAAUAUCUUGUCUGACCCUCCCUCGCCUUCUGCUAGAAGCAGUGUUUUGGGAAGCCCUUUCAAAGGUUCCGUUCGAAAAUCUAGCCUGGAUGCGCCCUCGGACGAAGAGCCUCAGCACAGGGAUACGUCUUCCAACACCACAUUGCAAAAUCCUCCAGCGCCCCCGGAAUCGCCGAAACCCACCUGGACUCAAUCCCUUUUCUCGCUCAGCCAUUUGCGAAGCCUAGUCACGGAAGGAACAAAGAAAAUCACAUCUCCACAGGUAAACGUCACGCAAACUUGGGAGGACCCGUUUGGGCCGUCAUCCCCAAGCAAGGACCGAGGCGGAAGCGGUCGCAACUCGGCUUUCAUGGAACGCAUUAGGCAAGCUUCACGUGAAGGCAGUGUGCAUAGCAGCAAGGCCAGCGUCGCAAGAGCGACGUUAGGUGAAGUCGAUGACAGGAGUUUGUCAGGAGACCCAGCGCCUCGAGGCCUGAGCAGCAAUUGGAGAGGCGAGAGGUCGCACAAGCCCGGUCUGUUUGGCUCAGAGGUCACUCCUGGUGGAUAUCAUGUUAGUGAACUUGGUGGAAGUGACGGGGCAGCAGACGAACGGCCAGAAGCAACGAGUGCAGACCGCCUCCCAGAAGAGCCACGGACCGAUGAUACUCUUCUUCAGCCAAUUGAAGAUCAAGCACCGGAAACCGAACGCGGGCAGUAUCCACAGCUUCAUUAUGAAGUAACUCAAGGAGUGGAGAUCCAGGCGCAACCGAAUAAAGACGCUAUGCAGAUUGACGAGGAGCCACUUGAUGGGGAUGGAUCUGAUGAUGAUAUUUGGGCCAUUGAAGCAGACAGGACGGCUUCCUCCCCGACAGCUCAGAAGCGGGCGACCGAAUCGAUCAACGAAUCAUUCAACGCUUUUGCUAGAAGCGGGCUUUCUAUUGAUUGGGGGACACGAAGUACCAUCUCACAGACCUUGCCACCUGGCAGGAGCCCGGCUUUCAAGCAGUCCAUACGUGGGGGCUCUCGCGUUGUGCAUGAGAAUCUCGAGGACUACUCUCUUCUUGAUCUGCAUAGUGGUACUGAUACCCAACCAUCCGCCAAGAAGCCCACACCAGAGCAACAACAGCGGCCGAAGAGAGUGGAUCUGUCGGACUUCUUCUCCUCAUCACCCAACUUCAUAGAGCGGGAACGAAGGGCCAGGACAGCGCUGAAAGCUAAAUCCAUGGCUCAGACUACAACUGAGAGCCGUGCCCCUCACGUUACUUGGCCAGCAACACUACACGACGCUGAUGUUCCCCAGAGCCCGCCUCACAUUCAGCCGUCGUCGGACAGUCGGUUCUCAGACGAGCUACCUACACCAACCCGGGCGACUGACCAGGCCUUUGAACGAGACGGUGCGGGUCACUUGUCGUCCGAGUCCACCCCAGAACGGCCCCGUCUCCCACAGCAGCGUCUUGCUCCCCACCCCAGCCAGAACGAUGCAGCUUUAUUUGAAAACUGGGAAGUGUCAUCGUCCAGGGCACCGACGGAACGUCUGCAUGUCUCAGAUCCCAUAAGCGACACCCAGCCGAGUUCUCCAGAGGCUAUCGAGCGACCUAGCACCCCUGGGGAUCCCGACGAGUCCUCAUUUGAGGCCCCCACGCUGAAGCCGCUCCCAGGUCGGGCUAUGUCGCCGUCGAAAUCUUGCCUAAGAUCUCCCUUGAAACCGAAGACGCCUGGACGCGUUGUGGAAUUCACGAGCAGCACUCUCUCCCCGAUGGCACAAGGCCAAGCACAGGCUAGACCUCAGGGCAAGAAUCCGACCACAACCUUGGGCCUCCCUCCUACCCUCUCGCCUCGCCGGUCUCCCCGAGGGAAGGAGAACCAGGUAUCGGCGCUCAAAUCCUACAUACACUCCUCCCCUCGCCACAGGCAUAUGGGCACCACCCCACAGCGGCAGCAGGAAGGGCCGGCCGACUCUCCGCUCUCGCAAACCAAGUGGUCUAAGAGACACUGGCUGCUGAUGGACGGGCUUCUACAGGCAUACCGGCGCAACGCCCUUGACUUCCAGCUGCGGCACAGCGACGCCGUAAUGACCUCGCCGAAGAAGCGCGCGUCGAGCUCGCUGCUCGGCAAGAUGGUCACGUCUCAGGGCGAGAGGAUGGCGCUGGAGCAGUGGCACCUGGACAUUGUCGACGCAUUUAAGAAAGAGGUCGGCGGGUGGCCCGAGGACGCGCUUGCUAAGCGGCUCUUCUCCCUCAUUGUGGGCGAGGAGCGGAGGAGGUCCGGGCUGGUGCCGAAGAGGCGGUGAUUCGUUCAAUUUUCCUUUGUCUUGUAUUUGUACUUUGGAUUUUUGAUGAUGAUGAGCAUAAGUGGUUGAUGGUUGCAUAGCCGCUCGAACGUCCUGUCCAGGACGGAGUGGUGGAAAUUCAUGUUACGGGAAUAUGCAGGAUACCCGGUUUGGAAAACAAGCCAAGCCUACAAAUAGCAUCAGAUUGUAUAGGGACGGUGGCAAUCGGCGUCUUGGGUUUACUUUGGCCAACAACUUUUUG